This is a messenger RNA of Cadophora gregata, 1289 nucleotides long. RefSeq lists its product as uncharacterized. NCBI's taxonomy places the organism in Eukaryota, Fungi, Ascomycota, Leotiomycetes, Helotiales, Ploettnerulaceae. The record is from RefSeq and is a predicted model, not a curated record. Bases 54 to 572 code for a protein of 172 amino acids. The transcript is spliced from 3 exons.
AUCCCAUCCCACCUUCACAACACACCACCUCAAAUCCACUCCACUUAUCAACAAUGGCUCCUUCUCCCGAGCCCAACCCCGCCCUGACCCUUAUCGACAUCCUCUGGCACCUCAUCGACCCUCUCCUCUUCAUGGCUUACUCGGCCUCCUACCUCCCACUCACGAUCAUCUCACUCAUCCGCACACAGCAAUUUUCUACUUUUGCUUCCCCAGCUAAAUUUAAAGAUGCAUGGUUUGCACGUUUUUGGGGAGAGGUUGGACCGCAGACUCGUGAGAAUGCUCUUCCUAGAGCAGGGCCACUGAUUGCUGAAGCGAGGGGUGUGGUAUUGGACAUUGGUGCUGGCUACGGAGAGUGGGUGGGCUGCUUUGACAAGGAGAAGGUGACGAAGAUCUAUGGUGUCGAACCCAAUGUGGACCAACAUGCUAAGCUGAGAGAGAGGGUCAAGGAAGCGGAGUUGGGGGAUGUGUAUGUGAUUGUGCCAAUUGGAGUGGAGGACUUGGGUGAAGAAUGGGUGAAGAGAGGGGAGGUGGAUACUAUCGUUACGAUUCAGUCAAUAAUUGAGGCGAAGUGACGAGUGGGCUUGGCGAUUGCAUGGUGCUAAUGCGAAAUAGUGCCUUUGCAGUGUCAGUGAGCCGAAGAAAAUGAUUGGCGAAUUAUAUGGGUAUUUAAAAGAGGGUGGGUCUUGGAUUCUAUACGAGCAUGUGGUUGUAUUCCAAUGGCAAGGUUGGUUUGUGAAAUGGUGGCAAGGUUCGUCUUCGCUCUCAUCGGGUUCUUUCCACGGGCCUGAGACUACAAGAAUAAUUUUCUAGAGGAAUGGAUGACUAACACCCUUCGCAGCAACAAUCGACCUCGUUUGGCCACAUUUUCUCGGCGGGUGCUCUAUAACACGCGACUCGGGGAAGUGGUUGAAAGAGGCUGGGAGUUGGCAGAAAGUUGAUCUGAAGCAGCCUUCUGAUGAGCCCUUUUGUCAUGUCAUUCCCCAUAUCAUAGGGACUCUCACCAAGUGAGUAGUAUUUGUCUUGAUGGUUACCAGAGAAUGGUUUCUGGAGGCAUUGUUGCCGCAACAUUGGAGACUUAUGAUAAUUUCGCUGGAUGAAUCGCCAAGAGACCCCUCGAUUGGGUGAAGUUUGGGCUUUUGGCAUGUCAGGAAUAUUAGUCAAGGUUUGGGGCAGCACCCAAAUCCCUCAAGUGAUCUUACACGAGGGAUGCGAGAUCAUCUUGGCUAUUUCCAGGCGAAAAUCCUGCAGAAUUGCCUUUAUCAGAGCAAUGUGGAAUAAAGAAGUUUUAU